Molecule: messenger RNA, 2344 nt
Organism: Bubalus bubalis (water buffalo)
Lineage: Eukaryota; Metazoa; Chordata; Mammalia; Artiodactyla; Bovidae
Product: Krueppel-like factor 4
Exons: 2
Coding region: 1-1443 (480 amino acids)
Biological process (GO): regulation of transcription by RNA polymerase II
Molecular function (GO): RNA polymerase II cis-regulatory region sequence-specific DNA binding; DNA-binding transcription factor activity, RNA polymerase II-specific
Source: RefSeq, a predicted model, not a curated record
AUGGAUCAUAAAUCAGAAUUUAAAUGCUUGGGGAAGACUCCUCAGAGGAGAAAAGAUCUGAGUCAGGACUUCAAAAUAAAUAGAAUUUUAAAAGGUCCAAAAGUGAGGAAGACUAGUACAGACAGAAAGAACAGCAUAAAUACGGACCAGCUUGAUCCCGGCCGCCCCUACGACCUGGCGGCGGCGACCGUGGCCACCGACCUGGAGAAUGGAGGAGUCGGCGCGGCUUGCGGCAGCAGCAACCCGGCUCUCCUGCCGCGGAGGGAGACGGAGGAGUUCAAUGAUCUCCUGGACCUGGACUUUAUCCUCUCCAACUCGCUGUCCCAUCAGGAGUCCGUGGCCGCCACAGUGACCUCGUCGGCAUCAGCCUCAUCCUCGUCCUCCCCGUCGAGCAGCGGUCCAGCCAGUGCGCCCUCCACCUGCAGCUUCAGCUAUCCAACCCGGGCCGGGGGCGACCCGGGCGUGGCGGCGCCGGGCGGUGCGGGCGGCGGCCUCCUGUACGGCCGGGAGUCUGCACCGCCUCCGACGGCUCCCUUCAACCUGGCGGACAUCAACGAUGUGAGCCCCUCCGGCGGCUUCGUGGCCGAGCUCCUGCGGCCCGAAUUGGACCCAGUGUACAUUCCGCCGCAGCAGCCGCAGCCGCCAGGUGGCGGGCUGAUGGGCAAGUUCGUGUUGAAGGCGUCGCUGAGUGCCCCUGGCAGCGAGUACGGCAGCCCGUCGGUCAUCAGUGUUAGCAAAGGCAGCCCGGACGGCAGCCACCCGGUGGUGGUGGCGCCCUACAGCGGCGGGCCGCCACGCAUGUGCCCCAAGAUCAAGCAGGAGGCUGUCUCCUCGUGCACCGUCGGUCGGCCCCUAGAGGCCCACUUGGGCACUGGACCUCCUCUCAGCAAUGGCCACCGGCCGCCUGCUCACGACUUUCCCUUGGGGCGGCAGCUCCCCAGCAGGACUACCCCGACCCUGGGUGCCGAGGAACUGCUGAGCAGCCGGGACUGUCAUCCUGCCCUGCCGCUCCCCCCGGGCUUCCAUCCCCACCCCGGGCCCAACUACCCUCCCUUCCUGCCCGACCAGAUGCAGCCGCAGGUCCCACCGCUCCAUUACCAAGAGCUCAUGCCACCCGGUUCCUGCAUGCCGGAGGAGCCCAAACCAAAGAGGGGAAGGCGGUCGUGGCCCCGGAAAAGGACGGCCACUCACACUUGUGAUUAUGCAGGCUGCGGCAAAACCUACACGAAGAGUUCUCAUCUCAAGGCACACCUGCGCACCCACACAGGUGAGAAACCUUACCACUGUGACUGGGAUGGUUGUGGGUGGAAGUUUGCCCGCUCAGAUGAACUGACCAGGCACUACCGCAAACACACCGGGCACCGCCCCUUCCAGUGCCAGAAGUGCGACCGGGCAUUCUCGAGGUCGGACCACCUCGCCUUACACAUGAAGAGGCACUUUUAAACCCCCAAACAGUGGAUGUGGCCCACACUGCCAGAAGAGAAUUCAGUAUUUUUUACCUUUCACACUCUCUUCCCGGUGAGGGGAGGAACCCAGCUGGAAAGCACUACAAUCAUGGUCAAGUUCCCAACAAGUCAACUUGUGAAUGGAUAAUCAGGAGACACAAGGAAACCAAAAGACAAACUCAAGAAAAAAAAAAAAAAAUGGGGUCUGUGACUGGAUCUUCUAUCAUUCCAAUUCUAAAUCCAACUUGAAUAUAUAUAUUCCUGGACUUACAAAACGCCAAGGGGGUGACUGGAAGUCGUGGAUAUCAGGGUAUAAAUUAGAUCUGAGAGUUGGGGGGGAGGGAAGACCAGAACCCCUUGAGAAUUGUUUUGAUGCAAUAUAAGCCUAAAGAUCACCUUGUAUUCUGUUUGCCUUCUAAAAGCCAUUUUGACGAUCUUAGAAGAAGAGGAAGAAAUUCAGGUACAGAAAAUGGUGUUUAAUAGCCUAAACGAUGGUGCUUGGUAAGUCUUGGUUCUAAAGGUACCAAAUGAGGCCAAAGUUCUCAAACUGCUGCAUACUUUGACAAGGAAAAUCUAUUUUUGUCUUCCGAUCUACAUUUAUGACCUAAGUCAGGUAAAUACACCUGGUUUACUUUAAUCUUUUUAUGCAGACAGUCUGUUAUGCACUGUGGUUUCAGAUGUGCAAUAAUUUGUACAAUGGUUUAUUCCCAAGUAUGCCUUAAGCAGAACAAAUGUUUUUUUCUAUAUAGUUCCUUGCCUUAAUAAAUAUGUAAUAUAAAUUUAAGCAAACUUCUAUUUUGUAUAUUUGUAAACUACAAAGUAAAAAAAUGAACAUUUUGUGGAGUUUGUAUUUUGCAUACUCAAGGUGAGAAUUAAGUUUUAAAUAAACCUAUAAUAUU